AUGGUCUUGCAAACAAUCGGAAAUCCUGUGAUGGGGCGCAUGCGUACUUACGGGCAUAGGUUCUUUCGUCGGUUGGGAAUCCACUGCGCCACACAUCAAAUACGGCUGCUCCUCAUCUCAGCCAUUGUCAUCACGUCCCUGUUAUAUCCUGCACUCGCCAUAUACUCUUCAUCACAACCACGAUUCCUCGCCCAAUUCUCCUCCCAAAUUCUUGACCCGUUUUUGUCUCCCGAAGCUCUAUCCACAUACUAUGCCCAACGCGACAUACGAGACGUCUGGACGGGCCAGGACAACAUCUACGUUCGUGAAGACUCUGUGGCCCGUGCUCGCUGCGGCAUGGAGCAGACCAUACGCGUAGAACACGUCCUUAUCCACGGCCAUGGCACGACAGAUGAAACGGGAGCGCUUAACCAUCAGACCCUCCUAUCUACUCUUGCUCUAGAACAACGCAUAUCCAAAGAGCUCGCCUCUCAACGAAUCCCCUGUCUACUUCGCCCAGACGGCCAAUGUCUUGUCAUCAGUCCUUUACAGUUCUGGCAACACAACGAGAAGAAGGUGUUAGCGGACUUUGACAUCCUCGACACCCUCGGCCUUUCCAAGAACGUCUCUAUUGCUGGAUUGUCGGUAUCUCCCCACAUGGUGACCGCAGGACGAGAAAUACGCGAAUAUCCGGCGAACAAGCUUGAUUUUGCUAUGUUCUUGGUUCUGACCUAUUUCUUCCCCGAGACAAACUGCCUUGACCACUCAGGCCACGACCGUUGGGGACGCUUACUACGAGACGUAGCAAAGGAUCACGGCGAGCCGAUCAUUGAAAAGUCAGGGCCGAAGCUGAUCGCACUCGAGUACAAGACUCGUUUGUCAUCGUUUCCUCGGCUGACGGUGCUCUCGGGCUUUUUAUACACCGCGUACUUUGUCUUUUUCAUCUUGUUCAGUUUGUCCAUGCGCCUGGGCCUACCGGUUCAUAGUGGUCCUGGACUGGUAUUUACGGGUCUUGUGGAACUCGGAGCGAGUACCGUAACGAGUCUCAGUGUCUGUGCUUUGGCUGGUUUCCGGAUAACGAUGGUUCCUUGGGAGAUAUUCCCCCUCGUCAUCAUAUUCGUGGGGACGGAAAAUAUGUUUAGGCUCGUCGAGGCCGUUGUGGCGACACCGGUCACCUUACCCGUCAAAGAGCGUGUGGCCGAGGGUCUUAGCCGAGCGGGAACCUCAAACACACUCAAGGUCUUGACUUACAACAUCAUCCUCGGCGUCAUCGCCUUUUUCUCCCAGGGAACCAUCCGUCAGUUCUGCGCCUUCGCCGUCGUCGUUUUGGUGGCACACUGGUUCCUGGUCCAUACAUUGUUUGUCACCGUCGUGUCCAUUGACCUGCAGCGAUUAGAGCUCGAGGAGCUUCUACAGCAGAAUACCAGUAUAAGCACUGGGUUGAAGACAGAUCCUCCUCCGAAGCAACCCAAAACGCGACACGAAUCGAGAUGGGACCGCUUGACAUCUUCUCUUUGGAUGUCACUGGUACAUGGUCGUGCGACGAAGAAUGUCAGCUUGGUGAUGCUGCUCGCUACAACGGGCAUACUUUAUUUCGCGACAUAUCCUGCAGGUCAGCCUGCAGAGGAUCUACGGACGCCAUUAACCCGUAAUGCAAUCAGCAUGCGCAAUAAAAGCGCGAUCAGCGCGCUCGAGCAGAGACAAACACCGAGUUGGCAGGUUUGGCAUACCCUCAACCAGGCCGACGACCCCCUCCUUCACCUACGGAUCGAAUCACCCUCGAUAAUUAUGCUCUUCCCUCCCGACAUGACUUCAGCGCCACCGAACCAAUCUCGACCGUCUUUCACCUACCGCUCUCAAUUCCAACAAUCUCGCAUCAUCCGUACCUUGGUUUGGUUACUCCGAAUAGUGGUUCUGCCCAUCACGCUCACGGUGUUAUUAUUAUACACCCUUUUGCUCUACCUGCUGAAAGACACCGACCGUCUUGAGGCUCAACGACAUCGUGCGGAGCCGAGCGCUCAACAGAAAGCAGCGGACAGCUCACUCGAUGAUUUAAUUUCCUUCGCCACUCUUCCUAGGGCGAUGUCCUCAGACGUCGAGCUACUCGCCGGAAGCAGGGACGGUCGCCUCAUUGCGUCAGUCGGUCUGGAGAAUGAAGUCGUCCUGUGGUCGAAGGACUGCCCAACUCACACCACCAUCGACGCCUCCGACGUUCUCCUCAAGAGUGCCAGCACCUCAUCCGCCGAAUCGGCCAUUACCGCUCUCGCGGUGAACGAUUUUGGAACGUUCUGCGCAGUGGGAACCGGUGCCGGCGUUAUAGCUCUAUGGGCGCUGGACUCCGGUACUGUUAGACGCACACUUCCGCAUCUCGUACUGCAGAAUACGUCUUCCUCCAUUGUCGAUCUGCAUUUCCUCAACACGAUGCCUUCUGGAGUUAUCACGCCGGGACGUAUGGGCUCUCUACUCCCGCCAGAGACGCCCGCCACCAUCGUGGCCUCAUACGCAAAUGGGAUUGUGGUGAGAUGGGAUACCAGCGCACCGUCGAGUCCUCAGAUUAUCAGCCCCUCGUGGUCUGGCGGCUUGGUCUCGACAAUAGCGCUCAUGCCGCUCUCAAGUACGGAUCGUUUAUUGGCCGCGUUCGCGAUGGAGGAUGGAGCACUUGAAUUGGCCGAAAUCACCAUGGGCGAUCCAUUACUACCUACAAACUGCCGCCUAAAACCAGGGAAUCCCUCCGACCCGGUUGUUCAAGUGUUCGCCAGCUGCAUCGACAUUUGUGGCGGACGACAGGUUAUUCUGGCUGCCGCCACCCAGGCCGGGGUUGUCACACUUUGGGACGCGACUACAUGCGAGUGCAUUGCCAUGCUCGACGAUAUCUUUGGCCAGAUCAACCACAUUCGAUUGUGUCCGAUUUACCAGAAGACGUGCCCACACUGUGGCGAACUACCUGUGGACAGCUUCUCCCUUUCACUCUCGGUCGGCCAUACCGUGCUCUUCUAUCGCAUCUACACAGCCACGGACGCGAGAAAAUGCUCGUGCACGCACAAUCAACCUCCAUUGCAAAAUUCGUCGUGGAGUGCCAGUCUUGGCAGACGGUCACGGACGGCGAGUUUCGCGUCCGCGAAGGGGACGCCCUCAAGAUCGAGACACUCUUCCCUCUCAGACGGGAAAGCGAACGGAGGGCUUGCAUAUCCGAUAUCAGGACACGGCAUACUUUCACGGCGAGCGCCGGACAAGGAUAUACUCAAGAGGGGUCUGGAUACGCUUCCUAUCACUUUGGACGUGGAGGAGCAUGAGCUGCCAGUGCUGGGGCCGAUGGAUAUGCCGUCGCCGGGCGGUGGUAUGCUGCUAUCGGGCGGAAGCGGUGGUGGUCCUUGUCCUUCGUCGGCACACUGGAGGAAUAUGGUGGUUGUGAGGGUGGCGACUCGGACAUUCGAGAGAGGGCGUUGGGAUGUAGUCGAUGAUCGGAUACUGGGUGUGCGGCGAAGAUCAAGAUCGUCUAGGGAAAAUAAUACUGGUGGUACGGGGAAGAUGAAUUUCCGGCAGGACUAUGCGAGUGGACUCAGUGCGAGUGCAUUGGAGCGGUGGGAGGUGUGGACGUUCGAUCCCUCAACCUCGAAGUUUAGCGCUUCCCUGCUAGCCGGGCUACAAAGCUCACUGGGACGGGAUCGGCGGGAGAUAGGGCUGAGCCGACGUUCGCCGCCCUCGACGGUGUCCAGCCGACGCUCAUCUGUCUCCUCAGAUCGGUUCGGUUGGAGUGGAGUCGCAACAGUGGCCAUUCCUCGACUGCCGUUUACGAGGGUGAGUGCCUUCGCCGGAGGUUACAUGUAUUGUCUUGCUGGGUUCGGGAACACGGUGGGUGUGCUAGGCGUGGCGCCGUCGAAGCAUCUCGACCGUAAUCUUUCGGCCAGGUUGACGAGCAGGUUGAGGGAGCUUUCUUGA
Stereum hirsutum FP-91666 SS1 is the source of this 3918-nucleotide messenger RNA. RefSeq lists its product as uncharacterized. Gene Ontology annotation, biological process: SREBP signaling pathway. Gene Ontology annotation, molecular function: sterol binding; protein binding. The record is from RefSeq and is a predicted model, not a curated record. NCBI's taxonomy places the organism in Eukaryota, Fungi, Basidiomycota, Agaricomycetes, Russulales, Stereaceae. Bases 1 to 3918 code for a protein of 1305 amino acids. The transcript has 6 exons. Gene Ontology annotation, cellular component: Golgi membrane; endoplasmic reticulum membrane.